Molecule: messenger RNA, 3659 nt
Organism: Lates calcarifer (barramundi perch)
Lineage: Eukaryota; Metazoa; Chordata; Actinopteri; Centropomidae
Product: NHL repeat-containing protein 3
Exons: 3
Coding region: 230-1291 (353 amino acids)
Biological process (GO): protein polyubiquitination; negative regulation of translation; proteasome-mediated ubiquitin-dependent protein catabolic process
Molecular function (GO): ubiquitin protein ligase activity; protein binding; translation repressor activity
Source: RefSeq, a predicted model, not a curated record
CCACAAUGUUUUGUUUUCAUCUAAGGCUCAGGAGGAAGUGAAUUCAACAUUUCAAGUCAUACAGGCCUGUAUAUAUAUAAUUAUAUAUAUGUACAUACAUAUAUAUAAAUUAGCGGAUUUUAACUUCUAUGAUCAUAUGAUCUCGUUUACUGGUUUCGGAGCAGACGGUGUAGCUAACGUAACUGAAAUAGGAUAUUAAACGUAGCACGAACCAGAAGUGAAAGCACGGAUGUUGAUGAAAAAGAGAGGCCAUACGUGUUUGAUCGCUUCCACUAUGGUGUCAUUAGUCUUGCUCAUGAUGGUGCUGUACGGCACCAUUAGUACACAGCAGCCAGGCAGCUCAAGCCUCAGGCAUGACUACCAGCUGCUGGGCAGACCCUUGUACAAACUGGACCUGAGCUGGCCUAAGAACCCAGAGCUCUUCACCGGGGAUGUGUUUGGAGUGGCUGUCGACCAGUAUGCUGGUGUUGUGUAUGUGGCACAGAGAGGUGACAAUGUGCCCAAGGUGUUGGUGUUCAGCACAGAUGGAGAUUUCCUCAUGUCCUGGAAUACAACCACCCUGGAGAUGCCUCAUGGGAUAUUUUUAGCAGAUGCAGCCUCAUCGAACCCUACUGUGUGGAUCACAGAUGUGGGGAAUGGUCCUUACGGCCACUGUAUCAAACAGUACUCACCAUCUGGGAAGCUCCUUCAGGUGCUUGGUACACCAGGGAAGGCAGGCUCUGGGUCAAAUCCUCUGCAGUUUGACCAGCCUUCUGAGAUCUUCGUCCACAGCUCUGGGGAAAUGUAUAUUGUGGAUGGUGAUGGUGGAAUGAACAACCGCCUCAUCAAGCUAUCUAAAGAGCAGGAGGUGUUAUGGAUGCAUGGUGAGAAAGGACAAGGCCUUGCUCAGUUUUACAUCCCCCACAGCGUGACUGUGGACACCGCCCAGAGGGUGUGGGUGGCCGACAGGGGCAAUAAAAGAAUCCAGGUUUUUAACUCCAUCACUGGGGACUGGCUGGGGACAUGGGGGAGCUGCUUCACUGAGGACGCACCCUAUUCUGUCCGCAUGACCCCAGACAAGAAGUACUUUGUUGUUGUCCAGCUCAACACCAAUCAGAUUUCACUGCUGGAUGCACCACCAGUGGGUUUAAUUGGCCAGUGCAGAGUGGUUAGUGUGAUCCAGCUGGCUGACGAAGUGAAGCCCCACCUAGUAGACCUGGACCUAAAGACUGGGGCUCUGUAUGUGGCUGAGAUUGGAGCCCAGCAGGCUCAAAAAUUCACCCCCUUCAGUCUGGGAGGGAAUUUCCUGUAGGGCUACACUGGGCUUUAGCUGAAUUGAAAUGGCAUGGUUAAUCAGAAAACUGUGCCAAUCAUAAUCAUUAGUUUCAUCAGUUGUCUGAAAAUGGACUGAAGAGAUCACACAUAUUAUUAUGUAACCAUGUCAAUCACAAAUCAACUCUUUGUCAUUGUGGUAAACCCUAUUAAGAUAUCUAAGGUUAAGAUGUGUAAUGUAUCCUCUAAGAAUUUCCAUUUUUAUACUACUAGCUUACAACAGCAAAUAUGUUUUGUAGGAAACAGAAUUCCAUCUGGAUAACUUAUUUUCAAAUCAUCAACACGAUAAUGAAAAGUUUGUUUGUAAAAUGUUCUUACUGAGCACAUCUUCAAAGCAUCAACAAUAACUGACAUAUUUCUUUAGUUAUCUUACAACAUCUGCUUGUAGCAAAGAUAGCAUGAUUAUUGUUUUUAUGGUUAUGUUUAGGCAACACACAGCACUUAAAGCUUAGGGAAAGCUAGUGGUCUUGCUUUAAUACUAAAAAAAAGUCAAGAGUGACUUAAAUCAUCAUAAAGGACUUUCACUUUAAGUAAUGAACCAAAACCUCCAUCUUUCCACACUGUUGUCAAAGCUAAUUCUAACCUCACGUGGGACACCACAAACCCUACUCUCAGGUGUCCUGCAUCAGAAAAACGUCACACACCUCACAGACCAGAAAUAAUGAAGUCAUUUUACACUGUGGAGCCAUCUUAGGAGAAAAUAACAAAAGUAUCAUAAAAAUAAAUGUAUCAGACCAAACUCUGAAUCAACAUACACUCAGAAAAACAUAGACAUGAGAACAUCCCUACUUUUAAUUUAGCCAUUUGAAAUUUCAGUGAAAAAUACAUGUUAUUUCAGACAGGGGCUCCGCUGCCUGGUCCCAGUCUGUUGUGUCCUCUGACUAAGCAUGUGCUGGUUUAUAGUUAAUAACAUUAAGUAUUCAGUACUACAAUGGAAUUCAACAUAAAGUACAUCAGUGAAAAUUUCACUGUAUGAGUUAAAUUAAAAUUACAGUCAUUAGUCUGUAAUUAGAAGAGUAGAAAGAGUAGAAAAUACUCUACUUUAUACUCUACUCUACUUUUAACAAAAUAAAAUGCAGGUAAUGAAAACCAGGUGUCUUCACAAUAGAUAAGGUUAUCAUAUAGUUUGUUGUUCUUAAAAAAAAACGGUAGUUAUUAAUAAUUGCUGUUUGAAAAAUGAACCUAUGGGUGAUGAGCUUUUCAUCAUUUUCUGGUUUUGGGAAGUUAUUUGCCAUUUUUGUUACUUUUCUUGACUUUGUACUGAUUGAAAGGAUCAGAGCCCCUGAAGCAGAGGUUGUCUCCUUUCUUCACUGCAGACACUUUAAACCUAAUUCAUUUAUUCACUCUGAGAAAUGUUUUUGCUGUUUUUUUGUCUGUGUAUAGUUCCCUGUCAGUAAUCUUGGUGUAUCAUGACUGUCCUACUGUAUAUUUCAUGUCUCACAUGUCUCACCUGUUUUCUGAGGUGAUUAUUACUGUGAGAAAUGUGUUGUGACAGUUGAACAGAAAACGGUAGGAUUAUUGCCCUCAGUGCAGUGGGAACUAACUUUGCUAUGUGCAACUCAUUGACUUCUGCAUUCAGACUGAGGUUUGUGGCUAAUUUUAGAGUGUAAAUCUAAAAUGGGUUCAUAUCAGCAGAGUUAACGGCUCCAGUAAGUUUUAAAACAUUUCAUUGCUUAAAGGGACACUCAAUUUUACACAUCAGGAAAAAAGCACUCUGGGUCACUAACAAGAAUGUAUGCACUUUGAAAAGGUGAGGGUGUUGGUCAGGCAUGGCCAGUCUAAUGAACAGAUGCUGUUAUAUUGUAGGAAUGAUAGGAUCCAGUGUUUUUUGAGUUUGAUCCUUAUUGGAGACUAAAAGUCAGGAUAUCUUGACCUGUGCUGCUUCAGACAUGUCCUUUCUGUUUAAUUUGGUCCCUCAGUUUGAUGGAAGUGCAAUACUAAAUCACUGGAGCACUCCUCUAAUGAUGUGAUUAAUGUUUUUGUUGAGGCCUCUCUCUAGGACACAUUUUGUGGUUUUUGUUCUCUUUUUUGUUACUUUCAUAUAUGUUAUAUGUUAAAUCAGUCGAUCAAGGCAUUGGGUUGUUUCUGCUAAACUGUAAACUGUCCUGAGAUGAGAAAUUCCCAUGAUGUAUUUUUAUGACCUGAUAGUGUUCUAUGUUAUGCUGAAGGUGUUAUAUGUAAAAAAGACUGUUUGAUUUAAAUCACAUCUUUUUCCAUGGGUACACUGAAAUGUGAAUGCAUGCCUGUCUUUUCAUUCAGUGCUUUUGUUUGUAAAUUUAUACAGUGUGGCAAAAUGCUUUUUAAGCCCUCUUUCAAUAAACAUGUUGAGUUGGCCUGUAACAUAUCAA